AACUCUUUCUUAAGAAAAGAAAAUCGUUAACAUUCCUAAAAAAUAUAAAAUAAAAAUAGAUCAAGAAACCCUAAAGACUUAACUCUCUCUUUCCAUUUCUUUUGUUACUCCGCUGAAAUUCUUUUUAUCAAUGGACCUGUUAAAUCACAUCCUCUGUUCUUCGUCUUGGCUUCGUUUCCCUAGUCUGUUAUCUUCUGAGUUCCUCGGAGCUUUGUUACCCGUCUUCUUCUCUGGACUCAGUCCAACAAACCUCAACACACUUACACUAAAGUCUCCUUUGGUCUCUAACAACAAUAGGUUGAACCUUCAACGGAGUUUCUUCCACCCAAAAAGUCAGAAAAUAGCUUCCUCAGCUCUACGCAGCUAUCGCAUGCGCCGCUCCAUUGGCUUCUCGCACAAAAAUGACUCAUUGGAGGCAUGCAUACUCUUCAGUCAUUGUCGGAUCUCUAACGUUGUGGAUCGGAGGACUUGUUUUACGAGGGUGCAUUCUCAAAAGAUGUGGCUUACAGACUCAUCUUCUUCUCCACAAAAGUGCUCCUUAGAGGAAUGGAUUCAAUCUCCCUCACUUGUUUUUAUGGGAAAAGCCCUCUUAAAGUUUCCUCCUUCCAGGAACCCUUGCGUCAUUUCAUAUGUUAAUUGAUUUACCAUCUCCUAUUCUCCAACCCAUUCUUGAUUCCAGAACACUCUGAGCGUUCCAUAUGCUUCUCCAGGUAAACGAAGGGUAAGCCGCUAGAUCAGCAUUAAGAAAGUCACUUCGUGGGUGGUAUUUAGAUUUCAUUACCUGUGCGAGUAAGCUUGUGGCAUUGGUAAUUAGCUUCCAAUCUUGCUUUUCCAACAAUCCCUACUUGCGCCUUAGGGAUACAUAAUAACGCCCACCACCACCAAUGAAAACCCUUAUCUAUUUUCAAAUUUCGCCACUUGAAUUUACACAUAAUAUUAUCUAAUUCUCGACAUAAAGAACUUGGUAAUUUAAAGCAUUGCAUAGCGUAAAUUGGAAUGGCUUGUAAAUUUGAUAAAAACCUCUUUCCCCCCUAUGGACAAAUUACGAAUGCUCUAAUUUUUCACUUUUGUCAAAAA
Molecule: messenger RNA, 1077 nt
Organism: Gossypium arboreum
Lineage: Eukaryota; Viridiplantae; Streptophyta; Magnoliopsida; Malvales; Malvaceae
Exons: 5
Coding region: 131-640 (169 amino acids)
Source: RefSeq, a predicted model, not a curated record